Messenger RNA from Tripterygium wilfordii, 1044 nucleotides. RefSeq lists its product as uncharacterized. Gene Ontology annotation, biological process: positive regulation of DNA-templated transcription. The transcript has 5 exons. Gene Ontology annotation, cellular component: nucleus. The coding region runs from base 163 to 783 and encodes 206 amino acids. Gene Ontology annotation, molecular function: transcription coactivator activity; chromatin DNA binding. The record is from RefSeq and is a predicted model, not a curated record. NCBI's taxonomy places the organism in Eukaryota, Viridiplantae, Streptophyta, Magnoliopsida, Celastrales, Celastraceae.
UGGUGAGUCGGGAAGGCUGUAGAAGGCGACGCGCUAGUUCUAGAAUCAGGAAGAUGUGUUUGCUUCGUUGGCUUUAUUCCUUCGGUAAUAAAGGGGCAAUUGAAGCAAAACCCGAUCGAUUUCCGGAAGACAAAUUCAGUUUGAGAGCAUAUUCAUUCGGUUAUGGCUCUGAAUCCUCCGUUGUUCCCGAACGGGAUGCCGGUGCCGUUUUUGAACGAGAUUUUUGUGUUGGCCAGAGACGGUGUGGAGUUCGAAGUCGAUAAAAUCCCUGGAGCUUCUGGUCAUGGUGGUCAGGUUAAAGCCAGAGGUACAAUCUUCUUGUCAAAUAUUAGAAUGGUGUUUGUUGCUGAGAAGCCUAUUGGGAACUUCUAUGCAUUUGACAUGCCCCUGCUUCAUAUUCGUGGGGAGAAAUUUAAGCAACCAGUAUUUCAUUGCAACAAUAUAUCUGGCUUAGUGGAUCCUAUCGUUCCAGAAAACGAGAGCAGGGCUCUGUACUCUCCUCAUUCAUUCAAGAUUUUGUUCAAGGAAGGUGGCUGUGGAACCUUUGUUCCAUUAUUUUUCAACCUGCUCUCUUCAGAAAGGCAAUAUAAUCAGCUAUCCAACCAGGAUUCAGAGCCUCGCGUCGAUCCCUUGCUGGCAGCACAGACUCCAGUGGAUGAAAUGAUGAGACAUGCAUAUGUUGAUCCUAAUGAUCCAACAAAAAUUUUCUUACAGCAGCCGACCCCUGAAUCUCAUCUGCGACGGCGCUCAUACCAUUCUGCCACUGCUGAAAACUACAUAUGAUCUUAUAAACAGUCGGAUACAAAAAAUAUAGUUUGUGUAGACUUGAAACUAUAUUUUGGUUGGUGGUGUGUAACUAUUGUGCAUAUAUGCUCUGUUACCAAAUUGUCAAAUGCAACCUUAGGUGGAUGUUCAAUGUUGAAGCUGCUUUUCUGUCUCUCUAAUUCCCCUUUUUUCUUAUGUGAUAAUACCUCAUGGUAACUAGAUUCAUGGUUGUAUGGUGAAAGCCAAUGCUUUUGUGCAAUGAAAAGAAAUUAGAUUCAA